GAGAGAGAGAGUCAUAUCAUGAUGUCACAGAAUCUUUACGUGUAUAUGCCUGAAGUGUAAUAUAUAUAUAUAUAUAGAUAGAUAGAUUCAUGACACAUCUUGCACCAGAUCACACACCUGAGCAAUGAGUGACGAGGUAUACACGCGGUUAAGCAACACAGACGAUGAUGACAGCUACGCUGCCGUCGGCAACGCUGUGGGCGACACACGUACAAACGAUGCACGUGUCGGAUUAGAGACCUCAAAGGGUCCCAGUAGCGAACAAUUAAGCGGUGGAAACUCACAUAUGUCGAAAUGCAAGAAGGCAUCCCUGAUACUUACAUUAUUUGUCGUCUUGACGUGUUUACUUGCCGGUGUCAUACAAUCUUGGCCGUAUAUUCGGAAAUUGAUGAAGAAAAAGAAGCCGUACGCCGACGAUAUACACAAUAGUGACAACGGGCUGGAUCCCGAUUCGCUCCCGAUGGCGUUUACAACAGUUGUGGAUAAAGGAUUAACCUUUUCAUUUGAAAACAGUGGACACCGACGUCUUAAGAAUGCGUUGAGACCACAAUGUCUGAUCAAAGACGAGAACAAUCUUGUGCGUACUGGUAGUUGUGGUUCGGACGACGUAUUGUAUAUUACCUUUGACGAAGACACUUUUGUCAUACGCACGCACGAUCAUAUGUGCCUCUCUCUCUCUGAUCAGGAGGCGAAAGGUGACGAUCGUUUGGGAAUGCAGUUGAAUCUAGAACCCUGUGACUACCAUUCAUUUGCACAGAAAUGGAUUCUGGGCUACAACUUGGACGGCCAGAUUUUCAACCAAGACGCAGAGUUGUGUAUGGAUGUAGAACACCAACACUAUAACGCGCCUGUGAUUCUAUGGACAUGUAAGUUGGCCAAAAAUUACAAACCCCGUAAUCAAAUGUGGCAUUGGAGCGGCUCAACACUUAAAGAGAGACGCGAUUACGAGUACGAAAAGGAAAAGGCCGCAAGUGAGCAGGGGCUACUGCGGUACUUUAGAUGACUUAAUGAUGGGAAUAUUCUAAUGUGCCUGUCAUAAAUUACAACAGAGUUCUGUGCAUACGCAUACUUCUGUUCUCGGGACGUAUCUGGGUAGUGUGUUUGCGCACCUUGCGAGAACCCAAAUGCGUAAACUUGCUUUAGUUAAGCAUUGUGCACUUGGUAUUGUGUGUACAAGCAAACAAAUGUUCAGUACACGACUACCGUCUCCGCAACAGCCCAGUUGUUUUCAGAAAUUACCACGGCUUUCCACAUGUGAACACUAGCUGGAUCUAUGAACGUCUGUAAAGAAUUCUGUGAAUUUUACUGUCGGACGGGAAAAAUUGGGUACUUCAUCAAUCUGUAAGAGCAUAUAUAAACAUGACAGUACUAGAUACAGUAGUAAAGCAACAGGAAAAGUUUCUCCUGCUACACUGAAAAUGAAAAAAGG
Molecule: messenger RNA, 1429 nt
Organism: Sphaeroforma arctica JP610
Lineage: Eukaryota; Ichthyosporea; Ichthyophonida
Exons: 1
Coding region: 125-1003 (292 amino acids)
Source: RefSeq, a predicted model, not a curated record